Octopus bimaculoides (California two-spot octopus) is the source of this 588-nucleotide messenger RNA. RefSeq lists its product as uncharacterized. The record is from RefSeq and is a predicted model, not a curated record. NCBI's taxonomy places the organism in Eukaryota, Metazoa, Mollusca, Cephalopoda, Octopoda, Octopodidae.
AUGUUAGCUGAGAUGAAGCAUGCCACUAAUAAAGUGUUAAUCUGGUCCAAUGAGAAGAUCUUCACUGUUGAGGGAUUUACCAACAGGCAGAAUGAGAGGUUUUAUGCACAUAAUGCAGGAGACUUGCCCAAAGAUAGCAGGAGUUAUUUACACCAUCAGAAGCCAGGUUUAAUUAUGGUGUGGGCCACAGUUGCAUCUGAUGGAUCUAAGUCUCCUUUGAUCCUCAUCGAUGCCGGCAUCAAGGUCAACAGUGAAGUUUAUACGGAAAUGUUGAAUGAGAAAGUGUUACUCUGGGUCACAGAAACAUUUGGUGAUCAUUACACUUUCACUCAAGAUGGGGCUCUAGCCCACAUAUCCAAUUUGACACAGAGGCGGUGCAAAGAGCAUUUCAGCAGUUUUGGAGUCAAGCUGAUAUGGCCUCCUUCAAAUCAAGACAUCAAUCCCAUGGACUUUGCUACCUGGUCCAUCUUAGAGAGAAAUGUUUCUGCUUGCUCCUAUUCAAAUGUGUCAGAUUUGAAGAAAGUCCUUCAGUCUUCAUGGGUCAUGUUGGAUGAAGAGAUGGUAUGGCGCUCUCAUGCAACUCAGUGA